Messenger RNA from Juglans microcarpa x Juglans regia, 2803 nucleotides. Its product is annotated as pentatricopeptide repeat-containing protein At4g21880, mitochondrial. Bases 77 to 2680 code for a protein of 867 amino acids. Gene Ontology annotation, molecular function: protein binding. NCBI's taxonomy places the organism in Eukaryota, Viridiplantae, Streptophyta, Magnoliopsida, Fagales, Juglandaceae. The transcript has 16 exons. The record is from RefSeq and is a predicted model, not a curated record.
UCCGAACGAGAAAAAGGAGAACGAGAGGGAAGCGCAGACAGUAAACAAAGUAACAAACCAUCAAAGCCGCCACCCAAUGCCCGGCUCCAAGGCCAAAAAGCUAAGCUCCCUCUUCCGCUCAGCCGUCAAAAUCACCACCUCCAAAGCCUCCUCACCUGAAGGGAACGCAACCCUAAAACACUUCGUCUCUUCGCUCGACACGACCUCCCCCACAGCCUCCGCUUUCAAAGUCCUCAAACGAUGCUCCGUUAUGUCCCCCAAACCCUCAGCUCUGUCAAAAAAAUCUACGCUCCCCAGCCUCGAGCUCGACGCAGCCUCAGAUACCGUAGAGGAUUCGACGAAGCAGUUGUCAGAGGAGAUAUCUCAUAUAUUGUGCGGUGGUGCUUUAGAUAGUUCAGCUGAUUUGCAAGGAACUGAUGAUGUACACUCUUUAAAAAAGGUUCUGGAUAUACCAUGGUUUUCGAAAUUGUCUCACCAUGGCAUAUCACGACAUAGGAAAGAUGUAUCUCGUGCAAGGAAACAGAAAUGGAUUUACAAAAGCUCCCAUGGGAAUCGCUUUAACCGGUUAGUUACAAUGUGCGGACAGAAACUAGGAAUGGAGGCUACUAUGCAGGUAUUUGUUAAAUUGGGACGAGAAACAGGUGUCAAAGAAUAUAACGCAUUGAUAAGAAUAUGUAUAGAAAAGGCCAGGACAAGUAAUGAUGAAGACAUUACAUUAGAACAGACACACAAGGUGUUUAGACUUUUUGAAUCAAUGGGAGAACGGGGUUUCCAGAUAGAAGAAGCAACUUAUGGUCCAUUUCUAAUGUAUUUAAUUGAGAUGGGUAUGGUACAAGAAUUUCAUUUUUUCUGUGAAGUUUUUAGAAAAUGGAAUCCUCACCCAAUUUCAAGAUUAGGCUACUAUGAGAUGCUGUUGUGGAUAGGAGUAAACAAUGAAGAAAAGAUUCGUGAGAUUUGUAAUUACAUUGCACUUGAUGACGGGGAAGACAAGUCCAAUUUACGAGAUAAUUGUUUGUUAGCACUUUGUGAAAGCGACAGGAAGAUGGAGCUUUUGCAGCUAUUGGAAAUUGUAGACAUAACAAAGCUUUCACCCCCAGAUUAUGUCACAAAUAUAUUUAAAUCAUUCGGAAGGCUAUUAUUAGAGUCUUUUGCUGAGAAAUUCCUUGUGGCAUUCAAAACCUGUGAUUGUGAAGUAGAAAACAUCUCAAAAUUCAUCUUUAGUUAUGCUGUUAGCAUUCCAAAUUUAGUGGUUGAGGAUGUUGUUUCAAAAUUUAAAAACUUCCAUGCGAAAUUGGAAGUGGCACCUUCAUCCACAACAUAUGAGGAGCUCAUCACAUAUUGUUGUGAUUCACUCAAGGUGCAUGCUGCUCUUGAUCUAGUUGAUGAAAUGUGUGAAGUGGGGUUGACCUUAUCGCUGGAGGCUUUACACUCUGUUUUACAUGCUAUUGAAGAGAGCUUUGACUUUAAUUUGGUACACCGUAUCUAUUCAGUGAUUUGUCGCCAUGAUAUGAAGCCAAACAAUGAAACCUUCAGGAUCAUGAUAAGUUUGUGUGCAAAAAUGAAAGAUUUUAAGGGUGCAUAUGGCAUGCUUAAGGAUUUGGAGAAAAUUAAUUUGACACCUACAGCUGGCAUGUACAAUGCUAUAAUGGCAGGAUAUUUUCGAGAGAAAAACACAUAUGGAGCACUGAUGGUUCUCAAGCAAAUGAAACUUGCAGAUGUAAAACCAGAUUCACAAACAUUCAGCUAUCUGAUAAGUCAUUGUGACCGUGAAGAGGAUAUCAUCAAGUAUUAUGAAGAACUGGAGUGUUUUGGAGUUGCCGUCACAAAGCAAAUUUUCAUGUCACUUAUAAAUGCAUAUGCAACUUGUGGACAGUUUGAGAAGGCAAAGCAGGUUGUCUCAGAUAAAGGAAUUCCCGUUAAGAACAUGAAUGAAAUUAAGAGUGUGCUUGUGUCAGCUCUUGCAUCACAUGGGCAAAUGUCUGAUGCCCUCAACUUAUAUGAAGAAAUCAAGCAAGCUGGAUUCAGUUUGGAACCUAAAGCUGUUAUAAAUCUUAUUGAGCAUCUUCAAUCUGAUGGAGAGUUGGGUAGAUUACUUCAGCUACUCAAGGAACUGAAAGGUCUUGAGCAUUGGGUUUAUGGUUGCUGCAAGGUUAUCUUAUAUUGUGUUCAAUAUAAACAUUUAAGUUCUGCUGUUGAUUUGCUCAAGCAACUCAAGGAUGAAUUAAGUGAUAAUGAAUUAGCUAUGGAACUUGUUUUUGAUAAGGUAUUCUCUCUGAUUGGCGAGUCAGAGCCUACACAUUUGCAGAUUGGACUGGACUUGCUUCGGGUUGUCAAGGAUGAGUUUUGCCUCACUCCUUCCCGGAAGUGGCUUGAUUUCCUUCUCAGUGCUUGCGUCAAUGCCAAAGAUUUGCAGAGUUCCCUUAAGAUUUGGAAGGAAUAUCAAGCUGCUGACCUUCCUUAUAACGUCCUCAGUUUCUUGAGAAUGUAUCAAGCCCUUUUAGCAUGUGGGGACUACAAGUCUGCAAAGAUUAUGCUCAAACAAAUUCCAAAAGAUGAUCCCCAUGUUCGUGUUGUCAUCAAAGCUUGUCAAAAAUGUUACAUUGUUCCGGAUGAUCACAUAAAGAAAAAGAAAAAGAAAAAAAAAGGAAAAAUGGGAGAUAAAGAGAAAAAAAUAAAAUGAUCGGAACCGACGCCUAAUAUUUUUGUUUAUAUUCGGAAAUUACAUCAUUAUCUAAUUCAUUCCAUGAGGGCCAUUUUCACAUAUAUUACCAUGUCUGUAUGAGUUGCUAGACUCUUUAAUUUA